Hermetia illucens (black soldier fly) is the source of this 1698-nucleotide messenger RNA. RefSeq lists its product as uncharacterized. NCBI's taxonomy places the organism in Eukaryota, Metazoa, Arthropoda, Insecta, Diptera, Stratiomyidae. Bases 525 to 1583 code for a protein of 352 amino acids. The record is from RefSeq and is a predicted model, not a curated record. The transcript has 2 exons.
AUACGAUGGCAUGAAUCGCACAUGAUUGCAUAUAGUACCAGAAAAAAUCAAACGUUGUUGGAAACUUUUCCUGCAAGUCAUGACCAAAACGUGAAUACAGAAGUUAAUCAUUCGUGGGAAGAAAUUCGUCCACUUUGUUGUUACUAAUACUAAAAAUGAACCUUUUUUGCGCUAUUGCCUUACCUGAUUUGUAUGUUGAAUCUUAAUAGAUGCAUAGAAGUAAUUUUAAGUAUUCACUGACCGCUAUCUGCUAUAUCCUUCUACCAACACUGGGAGACUGAAACUUUUUCCAAAUUCAGUUUUCUUUGCAGUCUAGACCAUGUCCAGGUUAUUUGAUUCUAUAAAAGCUGCAUAUCUUUCUCCAACCUGAGAUCACCACCGGCACGAUGCUACUAUAUCAAUUUUCCACUUGGACUUCCUUAGAAAUGUAGGAGAUUGUGAAAUUGUGGUUUUACACGCUUCGCUAACUGCCGCAAUUGAGAAAUUUCCUCGGAAAUAUAUUGUAUAAAAGAUUCAGUGAGUUGAUGCCGAUCACUGCAUUUCUUCUUACGUUUAUUACAAUGAAGCAUCUAAGGAACAUAGUUUUUGUUUUCUUCUUCAGUAUUGUGCAAUCCAGUGAAAAAGAAGGAUUACUUGAAAGUGAUUUGGAGAUAAACAAUGCUCACUAUGGAAUAGGAUUGCAUCCUGGCCUGCCUGAUGUUCCAUUAAAUCUCUCUGAUGCUUCAUAUUUUCAUUCAGAAUUGCAUUUCAAUUCUUCAGAUGAAGUGUUAGAUGCAGAAAAAGAUGAUGUUCGACAUAAACGUGAGCAACCUGAAAGCGAAUAUGACUAUUCCAAAGCAUAUGAACAAUUUAUUGCUGAAAACUUUCGUUUUUCGGAAAACAAAGACGAGAGUUCCGAGCCGGUUGGUGAAAAGUUGUGUAAGACCCUUUUCAAAGCCGGGAAGCGAUGUACAGUAUGCAAGAAUACGAAAACGAAUGCCCAAGCGGAAAACUGUGUGUAUUCAUCUGCUCCCGAACUGAGAAAGUAUGCUUUCAAGCAAGAACGGAGCUACGGCAAUGGCAGCAACGAACAGGACACAUAUUCCAGCAGUGAAGAAAAGCCUGCACUGCCCACAUCAUAUGUGAACCAUUCAAGUCAACACGCCCAUUACAGAACGACUGCGGUACCACCACUUAAUGAAGAACUAUCUCAUGAGCAACUCACCCAAAGCACAUUGGAUCCACAUUUGAGCAGAAGUGCUACUGGGGACACCGAUGAUGACAAGAACAAUUGGUCAAAAUGCAAGAGGAGAUACAAAGACGGCACUACAUGUUAUUAUUGCAAGGAUAAAAACGGCUUAAGAAACGAAGAAUGUGUAUACCGUGGCGCAGAAACGAAACAUAACAUCGAAGUACCUCGUCGAGAUCCCAAACGACCGCGACAAUCUUCACCAAGUGUUUCUUUAGACGCCGAGUUCAAUCCAAUGGAAAAAGAAGUGUUCAAAAGAACUGUUUCCAUGCGUAUUCAACGAGCAGCCGACGAAGUGUGGAAAAAACCAAGGACUUUCCUGUAUGCAAAAAGAAUUACUCAUGCAACAAAAUAGACAUGAUUUAUUGAUACCACAAUAUUUGCUUCAAGUAUAAAAUAUAUAUAUAUUUUGUAUAAUUGAUGAACUGAAUGUAUCUUUCUUCAUUAUUAUUAUAAAAUAGAUUGGGCUU